AUGUCUACGAGUGUAUUGGGCUCUUGGGCCGACGCCGAAGGCGAAUUUUCGGCUCCCGAUGUCACAGUGAACCCUGAUGGUACUAAGACCGUGGUGACCUACCGUUUGAACCAAGACGGCAAGAAAGUGAAGGUCACCCAGCGCAUCCGUGAAGUUAAAGUGCAAGAAAAGGUCCACCCUUUGAUUGCCCUCCGCAAGAACUGGAAGAAGUACGGUAAGGAAAAGAACCUGCCUCCUGGUCCCGACACCUCGACCACCCAAAUCGGUGAAAAGGUUGAGUUGAAGUUGGGUACUUCGUGGAAGGAGACCGAGAAGGCCGCCGAAGAGGAAAAGCAACAGGACGCCCAAAAGGUGGUUCGGAACAGUAUUCAAUGUCGUACUUGUGGUGGGGACCAUUUCACCGCUCAAUGUCCUUUCAAGGAAACCCUUGGCGCCUCGCAACCUCAGAAGGAAGCCGAAGCUGGCGACAUCCCUGUCUCUGGUUCUGGCAAGUACGUGCCCCGUCACUUGCGUGCUGACGCUAACGGCAACUUGCCUUCUCGCGAUCGCGACGACUCUACUACGUUGAAGAUCUCCCAACUUAAUACUUUUGUCGACGAAGACAUGAUGCGCAACGAAUUGUUAGCUCGUUUUGGCCCUCUCCAGCGUGUUACCAUUGUCCGGAACAAGGAAACCGGGGAAUCAAAGGGGUUCGCUUACGUGGCCUUUGCUACCGAAGAAUUGGCUCAAGCCGCUUUGGAUCAAUUAAAUGGCAAGGGUUACCACUCGUUGAUUUUGCAUUUGGAAUGGCUGAAGAAGAGAAAGCAGUAA
Molecule: messenger RNA, 810 nt
Organism: Diutina rugosa
Lineage: Eukaryota; Fungi; Ascomycota; Pichiomycetes; Serinales; Debaryomycetaceae
Gene: TIF35
Product: translation initiation factor eIF3 subunit g
Exons: 1
Coding region: 1-810 (269 amino acids)
Cellular component (GO): cytoplasm; eukaryotic translation initiation factor 3 complex
Molecular function (GO): RNA binding; translation initiation factor activity
Source: RefSeq, a predicted model, not a curated record